This is a messenger RNA of Triticum aestivum (bread wheat), 865 nucleotides long. RefSeq names its product putative germin-like protein 2-1. The record is from RefSeq and is a predicted model, not a curated record. Bases 108 to 752 code for a protein of 214 amino acids. Gene Ontology annotation, molecular function: manganese ion binding. NCBI's taxonomy places the organism in Eukaryota, Viridiplantae, Streptophyta, Magnoliopsida, Poales, Poaceae. The transcript has 2 exons.
CCUUCGAAGCAUCACAAGUUCACAACUCACUAGAACUAGUCUGCACAGCUCUUUUGUCUACUCGACAGAAGACACUUGAUCCGGUGAGAAUUAACGUUCGCAUCCAAAUGGCCUCAGGGUUCAUCCUCGCCCUUUUGGCUUUGUCAGCUUCUAGUGCUCUUGCCUCCGACCCAGGCCAGCUCCAGGAUUUCUGCGUCGCUGACAGGACAUCCCAAGUUUUCGUCAAUGGAUUUGCAUGCAAAGACCCAAAGACUGCCUUGGUAGAAGAUUUCUUUUUCUCUGGCCUUCACAUGGCCGGGAACACGAGCAACAAGCAAGGUUCCGCAGUUACCGCAGUUAAUGUGGCGCAAAUUGCUGGGUUGAACACUUUGGGCAUCUCCCUGGCUCGUGUCGAUUAUGCACCCUAUGGUCAAAACCCACCACAUAUCCACCCCCGUGCAACCGAGAUCCUGACCGUGCUGGAAGGCUCGCUCUAUGUUGGUUUCAUCACCUCGAACCCUGAAAACAAGUUGUUCUCAAAAGUUCUUAACAAAGGGGAUGUGUUUGUGUUUCCACAAGGGAUGAUUCACUUUCAGCUCAACUACGGAACCAACAAGGCGAUAGCCAUUGCAGCGCUGAGCAGCAAAAAUCCUGGAGUGAUCACCAUAGCCAGUACAGUGUUUGGAUCGAAUCCAUCCAUCUCAGGUGAUAUACUUGCCAAAGCCUUCCAGGUGGACAAGAAGAUGGUCGACCAUAUUCACGCUCAGUUCUAGGAAUACGCCACAUGAUUUGUUUAUUUGAUUCAUUAAUUUUUUAUUUGAUUGAAGAUUGUAAUACAUGUUUCUUUUCAAUGUAAUACCAUUUUAUGGUUACGCUAAUUCGGCUU